Molecule: messenger RNA, 3450 nt
Organism: Morus notabilis
Lineage: Eukaryota; Viridiplantae; Streptophyta; Magnoliopsida; Rosales; Moraceae
Product: serine/threonine-protein kinase D6PKL1
Exons: 3
Coding region: 425-3214 (929 amino acids)
Biological process (GO): protein phosphorylation
Cellular component (GO): plasma membrane; cytoplasm; nucleus
Molecular function (GO): ATP binding; protein serine/threonine kinase activity
Source: RefSeq, a predicted model, not a curated record
AAGCGGUUUUUUCUCUCAUCCCAUUUACAAGUCUAGAGAGAGAGAGAGAGAGAGAGAGAGAAGCUCAAACCCCCAAGCUAUCGUUCGUCCUCCACAUUCCGCACCUAGGGUUUUGCAUUUUCCUUUCUCUGAUUCGGUGAUUCCUUCCUCCUUUUCAUCGCCCUCCGGAGGAUUAAUCUCGCCUUCAAUGAAUCUCCUCAGCUCGGCCAAUUUCAGGGUUUGAAUCUGUGUUCACUCAUAGAUCACUGAGUUACUAAUGUCAGCAAAGAGCAAUUUCGAGUGCACUCGUUUGGAGUUUUUGUAUCUUGGAAUUUCUUAAGUGAAUGGUUCCAGAAGCAAUAUUUAUUGUAAAUUUUCAGGAUUAGCUCAUACUGUCGUCCAGUUCUGCAAUUGAAUAACUUAGACAAAGUGGGUCUUUGUGAUAAUGGGUUCAUUUCCGGGUAGUUCGGAAAUUGUUGAAGCAGAAGACGAGCCGAGUUCAAGUCAACGUGGCAAAGGAAUAUACCAACUAAAUUCAGGAUUGAGUGUGAGAGGCAAAAAUGAGAAGCUUCCUGUGCUACAACUGGGAUACAAGGAUUCUCUGGAAGAUGAUAUUAAUAAGCUCUUUGAGGCGAUCAAUCUCAAAACGUCAAAGGGUUUGGGUCUCUCACACCAAGCAGCAUCUAGCCCUUUGAAUAAGAAUGCCUCAAAGAAGCCAAUUACUAUGGGGAUGCCUCGCUCACCAGGGAAUGGGAGUUCUGAGCCGGUGAAUUUGAAACAAGCAUUAAGGGAGCUAUCCCUUACUAAAGCAUCGGAAAUGGCUGCGAUGAAACGUUUAUCAAAGAUGACAAGUUCUCCUGCAGCCUCUGAAGCUGGAAGGAUCAAGACAUUGUACAAUUCAGUUGUACUCGAAGCAAGUAAGUCUGGCCCUCUCUCUGUUGAAGGCAGGGGAAAUAUGGUUGAGAUAUCUCUGGUGCCAGAAGAAAGCCUAUCAAAUGCUUUGGACAGGAGGCCUGAGCGUCUUCAAAUGUCCAAGAUGAAGUCACCAAACCAAAGUGUUGAUUCUUCUCCUCGAUUUGCUACAACGCAAAAUGUCAAGGGUAAUGUCCCAGUUCCAAGUGAAAGUACUUCUACAACAAAGAAAGUUGGAAUUCAAUCAAUACAGUCAAAGAUGGUGCAAAAAGAGAAGCUCUCAUCUGAACCUUCUCCAUCCUGUUCAGAUCAUGGUGGUGACAUUUUAGAAUUAGUAGAAGAUGUUACUGCCAGGCAGCAAAACAUUUCUGGAGCUUCAUCAAAAAGAAAUGAAGGUAUUUCCACACCAAGCAAAGUUGGGACUCAAACAAUAAAGUCUGUGCUGGUGGAAAAAGAGAAGCACACACCAGAACCUUCUCCAUCUUCUUCGUAUCAUGGUGGAAAAUCUGUAGAAUUGGUUGAAAAUGUUCCUGUUUCGACCAACUUAAGAAAUAAGGCAUCAGGUCCAAAGGCAGGACAGAAAGUCAGGUUACAUGCAGUAUCUUCUUCAUCUAGCUUAGUCGGCAGAAAUAGAGUAAGCAAGCUAUCCAGAAAUAAUCCUCGCUUGGUGAGAUCGGUCAGCAGAAACAAGAAUAAGAGGAAAGUUAAGCCGGAUUUAAGUUCUACUGGUACGUCUACUGGAUUUAACGAAGCAGAUACAAAGUUAGAUCCUGCUACAAGUCAGCUGGUUUGUGAGAGAUGCCAAUGUACCUUGAAGAAUGCAACUAAAAGAUUUGGUCAAGUAUCCUUGGCACCUGAAUCGAGCAGUUUCAAUUCUAAGGUAAACUCAACUAAUGUUCAGUCCAAUGCAAACAAACCAGGCUUCACAUCUGAUGGCCGUGCUAGAAGUGGAGCUGCAGUCACGAAAAUGAAAAAGAACGUGAAAUCAAGAGAACAGGCAGAGUUCUCACAAAGCAGCCAAGGCGAGUACAGUAGUAGUACAACUAUGAGUGAUGAAAGCACUCUGAGUGGGUCCAGUUGUGGCAACAGGCCUCACAUGUCAAAAGAUGUGAGGUGGGAAGCUAUCCGGCAUGCUUGGAUGCAGGAUGGAGUCCUGGCCUUGGACCAAUUCAAUCUUUUAAAGAAGCUUGGUUGCGGAGACAUUGGUACUGUUUAUCUUGCAGAGUUAAUAGGUACCGAUUGCCUAUUUGCCAUAAAGGUCAUGGACAAUGAUUUUUUGGCUAGAAGAAAGAAGAUGCCUAGGGCUCAAACCGAGCGAGAAAUACUGAGGAUGUUGGAUCAUCCCUUUCUCCCUACGCUGUAUGCUCAGUUUACGUCGGAUAAUCUAUCGUGUUUGGUUAUGGAGUACUGUCCUGGUGGAGAUCUGCACGUCCUUCGGCAAAAGCAGCCUAGCAGGAACUAUUCCGAAGCAGCAGCAAGGUUUUAUGUUGCUGAAGUCCUCCUCGCUUUGGAGUACUUGCACAUGCUUGGCGUUGUCUACAGGGAUCUGAAGCCAGAGAACGUUCUUGUCAGGGAGGAUGGUCACAUUAUGCUCACAGAUUUUGACCUCUCACUCCGUUGCACUGUCAGUCCAACUCUCCUAAAAUCUUGUUCGGAUAUCGAGCCUGUUAGGAGGUCUGGUCCCUGUACAGAUUCGAGCUGUGCCCAGCCUUUCUGCAUUGAACCGCCCUGCCAAGUCCCAUGUUUUAGCCCGAGAUUCUUACCAGCCCCUGCAAAAACAAAGAAGAUAAAAAAUGACCUGGCAGCGCAGAUCAGAUCGUUGCCACAGCUUGUGGCUGAGCCUACAGAUGCGCGGUCCAAUUCCUUCGUGGGGACCCAUGAGUACUUGGCUCCGGAGAUCAUCAAAGGGGAGGGUCACGGAGCUGCGGUUGAUUGGUGGACGUUUGGAAUAUUUCUUUAUGAGCUGCUAUACGGAAGGACGCCUUUCAAAGGUGCCAACAAUGAAGAAACGCUAGCAAAUGUGGUGUUGCAAACCCUUAAAUUUCCGGACACCCCACUUGUUAGUUUCCAGGCAAGGGAUCUCAUAAGAGGACUGUUGGUAAAGGAGCCCGAGUAUCGGUUUGGAUCAGAGAAGGGGGCUGCGGAGAUCAAGCAGCACCCGUUCUUCGAGGGCCUGAACUGGGCACUUAUACGAUGCACCAAUCCACCAGAAGUGCCAGAGUUUUGCGAUUUUGAGAUCCCAAACUUGGUCCCUCCAGAAAAGCAGAGCAAGUUUUUAGAGUGCAAAGCCACGGGAGAGCUUCUGGAGUUUGAGUUGUUUUAGGUGGCAAAAACAAGAAGGAAAACCGUAAGAUUUUGGGACCUCUUUUUCCAUUGUUGUAACUUAUAAUGUAAAUGUGGUAGUUCAUACUGUGGCAAUGCUUUGUCAAUCGAGAGGCGUAGAGAGAUAUUAGUCCCAAGUUCUAGUAUUUGAUACAGGAAUUAAGCAACUUCACGAUGUGACACGGCUCGAGUGUACAAAAACGGCUUUGCAAAUUGAGUAAUCUCUCUCUCUCUCUC